Morchella importuna is the source of this 813-nucleotide messenger RNA. RefSeq lists its product as uncharacterized. NCBI's taxonomy places the organism in Eukaryota, Fungi, Ascomycota, Pezizomycetes, Pezizales, Morchellaceae. Gene Ontology annotation, cellular component: intracellular anatomical structure. Gene Ontology annotation, molecular function: oxidoreductase activity, acting on NAD(P)H, oxygen as acceptor. The transcript has 6 exons. The record is from RefSeq and is a predicted model, not a curated record. The coding region runs from base 1 to 813 and encodes 270 amino acids.
AUGGUUGAGAAAUACGUUCCCAAGGAUGGAGACGCAGUCCUCCCUCUCUUCUCUUUGAAGGGCAAAACAGCUAUCGUUACCGGCGCUGGUGCUGGAAUUGGAUUGGCCGUUGCUGAUGCUCUUGCGGAGGCUGGUGCCAACGUGGCUAUUUGGUACAACAGCAACAAGAAGGCCAUUGAGAGAGCGCAGCAGAUUGCUGACAAGUGGGGAGUUACCUGUAAGGCCUACCAGGUGAACGUCACCGACCAAGCCGAAGUUGCGAAAUACACCGACUUGAUUGCUGAGGAGUUCAAUGGCCGCCUUGAUAUCUUUGUUGCCAAUGCCGGUAUUCCAUGGAUCAAGGGUGCCAUUCUCGAUAACGGUGCGGAGGGGCACGAACACUACCACAAGGUCAUUGCCACUGAUCUUGACAGCGUCUACUAUUCCGCUUGGGCAGCCGGAAAGUGGUUCAAGAAGCAGGGCUCAGGAUCAUUUAUCGCUACUGCUUCCAUGAGUGGACACAUCGUCAACAUUCCUCAACUGCAAACUACUUACAACGCAGCCAAGGCCGCGGUCAUUCACUUUUGCAAGGGUCUUGCUGUUGAAUGGGCCGGCUUUGCCAGAGUCAACACAAUCUCCCCCGGUUAUAUUGCGACUGAGAUUUCCGAUUUCGUCCCCCAAGAGACCAAGGAGAUCUGGAAAGAGAAGAUUCCAUUCCACCGUGAGGGUCUCGCCAAUGAGCUCAAGGGAGCUUACUUGUAUCUCGCCUCUGAUGCUGCGACAUAUACUACUGGUACCGAUAUCAUCGUAGAUGGUGGAUACGUUCUCCCGUAA